Molecule: messenger RNA, 195 nt
Organism: Ichthyophthirius multifiliis
Lineage: Eukaryota; Ciliophora; Oligohymenophorea; Hymenostomatida
Exons: 3
Source: RefSeq, a predicted model, not a curated record
AUGGAUUACUUGACUAAACGUAUAAUUUAAGUUAAAGGAAAUCUUUAUGAAUAAUAAAUUCUUGAAUUUUUUAGAGAAGCAACUUACAGUACUAAAGGGGCUGAAAAAUUAGGAUUUAAUUAUUAAGAUAUGAUUGAUGUAUAUAAUUAGCAUAAAAUUGACUAAAAACAGAUAAUAAAUGAAAAAUUAAUUUGA